Paramacrobiotus metropolitanus is the source of this 2163-nucleotide messenger RNA. RefSeq lists its product as uncharacterized. The record is from RefSeq and is a predicted model, not a curated record. The coding region runs from base 159 to 1742 and encodes 527 amino acids. Lineage: Eukaryota; Metazoa; Tardigrada; Eutardigrada; Parachela; Macrobiotidae. Gene Ontology annotation, cellular component: plasma membrane. Gene Ontology annotation, biological process: ammonium transmembrane transport. The transcript is spliced from 4 exons. Gene Ontology annotation, molecular function: ammonium channel activity.
AUUAGAUGGCUAAGCAAUAAUUUAAAAACAGUUGCUAAUACACCGCCACGAGUCACAGACUGAGACAACACUAGCGUGCAGUGUUUGUUGAAAUAACAUUAGCCUUUUUGGCUGAGGAGGUAGUGUACACUGCUAAUCGGCAGGAGACGCCGCGGAUUAUGGCGACAACGCCGUCCAAUGUGUCGCAGUUGACGGUGGUGGUGGACACCGGGGUGCCCUCCACCGGGUUCAUCGUGUGGAGCGCGUCGGGGGUGUUCCUGAUGAUCCCGGGACUGGCGUUGUUCUAUUCGGGCCUGUCGCGCUACAAUAAUGCCCUGUCGCUGAUGAUGCUGUGCAUGCUGUCGGCGGCCAUUGUCACCAUUCAGUUCUUUCUCUUCGGCUUCAGUUUGGCUUUUUCGGAGUCGGGCGGCCCGUUCAUCGGGGACUUCACGGUCGGCGCCAUCGGGACCCUGGGAAGCCACGCCCUCCCCAACACCGCCCCGGCCAUCCCCUCCAUCGCGUUUAUGUUGUACCAGAUGCAGUUCGCCGCCAUCACCGCCGCCCUCAUCUUCGGCUCGGUCCCGGAGCGCACCCGCUUCGUCCCGGCCAUGGUCUUCGUCUUCCUGUGGACGACCCUGGUGUACGACUUCGUCGCCUAUUGGUCCUGGGCCGACCACGGCUGGAUCCGCAAUUUCGACUGCAUCAAACAGCUGAGCGACCCCACCCAGAAACCCUGCAUGAUCGGCGGGUAUGACUUCGCCGGUGGCGGACCAGUGCACAUCGCCUCCGGCUUCACCGGGCUGGCGUACUGCCUGAUCAUCGGGAAGCGCCGGCGUAUCCACGAGGAGCACCACAGCCUGGUCAAUGUCAUGUUCGGGACGGGGUUACUGUGGACCGGGUGGUUCGCGUUCAACGGGGGCUCCGCGUUGUCCUCCAGCACGCGGGCGGCCAUGGCGGCGACCUGCACGACCCUGUCGGCUGCAUCCGGGGGUUUAACGUGGAUCUGGUAUGAUUGGCUGUUCACCCGGAAGUUGUCGGCGCUGUCGUUCUGCUCCGGGGUGGUGGCCGGGUUGGUGGGCGUGACCCCGGCGGCGGGGUUUGUGGCGCCGUGGGCGGCGGUGGUCAUCGGGAUUGUGACGGCGGUGUUCUGUAAUCUGUGGUGCCGGUUGAAGCGGAAUUUCGGGUUUGAUGAUUCGUUUGAUGCGUGGAGUGUGCACGGGUCGGGCGGGUUCAUCGGGAGCCUGCUGACGGCGAUCUUCGCGCAGAAAUGGGUGGGACGGCUGGAUGGGACGGAGAUCGAGGGCGGCUGGCUGGAUCGCAACUGGAUACAGAUGGCGUAUCAACUGGGCGGUUCAGCAGCUAUUGCGGUGUGGUCAUUCACGGUCAGUAUAAUCCUGUUGGUCAUCAUAAAUAAAAUUCCCGGACUGCAUCUGCGUCAGAGCGACGUGGACGAAGUGAUGGGCGGAGAUUUUGCCGAGAUGGGCGAGGUGGGCUACCUGCUGAUCAUCACGGAUCCCAGCGCCGAGCCGGAACCCUCCACCGUCCCGGUAGGCACCCUCCUGGAUGGCCGGCGCGUCUCCGUGGCCGACUCCAACUACCAGAAGCACAUCGAGCGACGCCGGUCGUCGCUGCACUCGCUGUCCAACCACUCCUUCCGCAAAUCCAAACUCGUGGCGCUGCAGAACAUGGUGGCCGACCACCACCACCACAACCACCACCGCGGCGGCGGCCACCUGGCGCUGGACACCGUCACCGAGGCAUGACGGGCCGGCCCGCACCUGGAACGGCAGAAACGCUGGGUCUGUCUCAGCUGAGCCGCCGUCCGUGUGCGGGCGCCUACGACACAGCGUGGCGCAUCUUCUAUCAAAAUCUUUCGGCUGUCUAUAGCAACCAACACCUUUUCUGGGAUCUGAUGAGCGUCCUGUUCUUGUCAACGAUAAAUCACAUAAAGAUGCGCCGCGCGGUGAAGUAUUGAAAAAUGACGGUGCAGUUUGAGAUGAUCGACAGCGUGUCCUUAAAGUGGAUGACUCUUUAACAGUGCACAAUUUGUGGCUGGCUAAGCACUUGUUGCAGCGCUUACGCUUUGUAUAUAACGCUUCACACAUGUUUUUUUUGCAGUGCUUUCUUGUUGUGCUUCUUUGGCUUGCAUCAAGCAUUUAUCAAACGGCAAUUAAAAUCAACUGA